Molecule: messenger RNA, 777 nt
Organism: Cyphellophora attinorum
Lineage: Eukaryota; Fungi; Ascomycota; Eurotiomycetes; Chaetothyriales; Cyphellophoraceae
Product: Asparagine synthetase domain-containing protein C4F6.11c
Exons: 1
Coding region: 1-777 (258 amino acids)
Source: RefSeq, a predicted model, not a curated record
AUGUGUGGCAUAUUCGUCUCGAUCGGCCACCAGCGAGAUGUGACUAUAGAUGAGCGCACGACGCAGCUGCUGAAUGCGCGUGGUCCGGAUAGCCUACAACAUGUCACGCUGCCAUUACCGAACCAGACUACUUGCGCGAAGAACGAGUCGCGAAAGUGCGUGACUUUCUGCUCAAGUGUGCUAGCACUCAGAGGUGGCCAGAUUGAGGCUCAGCCAUUUGUCGAUGAGCCUACAGGCUCCAUCUUAUGCUGGAACGGUGAAGCUUGGAAGGUCGACGGAAGGGUUGUGACCGGCAACGACACGGUCCAGGUCUUCCAGGAGCUCUUAAACGCUGCUGCAUCAUCCGCGCCAGGAGCAGCUAUUCCUGAUGUGCUGACAAGUAUUGCAGGUCCAUAUGCCUUCGUGUUCUACGAUGCCACGUCAACGACUAUUUACUAUGGCAGAGAUCGACUUGGUCGACGUUCGCUUACUUUGCAGCGAGGCAGCGAUGGCGGGAUGACACUGUGUAGUGUUGCUGUUGCUAAGGCUGGAGACCUGGAAGAAGUUGAUCCCGCAUGUUUACACUCAGUAAAAUUCGGUGACGACAAGAUCCUGACCUCGACGAUUCCUAGCCCGGCACCGGCACCUGAGUUCAACAAUGACAGCUCUGCAGCAGCAAUACCAGCCACGCCAUCGGCAGCGACGACAGACCAGCUUAUGCAACACCUGUCCGAGUCACUAAGACUCCGCGUCCUGGACAUUCCUGAUCACGCUAUUCUCAUCAAACACCACACCUAA